AUGCCUGGCAAGAUUCUUCCAACUUUCACUCCGGCCGAGGUCGAGUCCCAUAACAACGCCAAAUCCUGUUAUGUGACGCUGGGUUCCAAAGUCUACGAUAUCACAUCGUUCAUCGACGAUCAUCCGGGAGGCGGCGAUCUGAUCCUUGAAUACGCCGGCAAAGAUGUGAAGGCUAUCCUGCUUGACGAAGCGUCCCAUAACCACUCCGAGGCGGCAUACGAAAUCCUAGAGGAGAGCCUGGUUGGCUUUCUGGAUUCAGAGUCUAUCGCGAACAAAAUCGGUACGAAUGGAUCGGCUGUCAAGGAGUCAAGUGAAGGAGUGCGGCCUGUGUAUGCCUCGACGGGCAUGUCGACCGAGGAAGACCUAUCGGUGGAAACAGACUAUACCAAGGAUUAUCAGAAGUUCAAAUUCCUUGACCUCAACAAGCCACUGCUUCUCCAACUUUGGAAUAGUGGCUUCAGCAAAGACUUCUACCUGAAGCAAAUCCACCGACCGCGUCACUACAAGGGAGGAGAGUCCGCUCCUCUCUUCGGUAACUUCCUGGAACCUCUGAGCAAGACGGCAUGGUAUGUGGUGCCUUUGAUAUGGCUUCCUCCAGUCACAUAUGGGACCAUUAUGGGCUUUUCGGGAUUGGGAAACGUUGGCGUUACUGCCGCGUACUGGCUGACUGGUCUUUCCCUCUGGUCCUUGAUUGAGUAUCUGCUGCAUAGAUUUCUGUUCCACCUCGAUGGGUAUCUUCCCGAUAACCGAGUCGGUAUCACUCUCCACUUUCUCCUGCAUGGAAUCCAUCACUACCUGCCCAUGGAUAAAUACCGUCUCGUGAUGCCACCGACUUUGUUUGUGCUGCUGGCUGCGCCCUUCUGGAAGUUGGCUCAUACAGUCUUUUUCUACAACUGGUAUGCCGCUCUCACAGUAUUCUGUGGCGGAGUAUUCGGCUACAUCUGCUAUGACUUGACACAUUACUUCCUACAUCAUCGCAAUCUGCCUCUCUACUACAAGGAACUCAAGAAAUAUCAUCUGGCCCAUCACUUCGCCGAUUAUGAGAACGGAUUCGGCGUCACCAGCCGCUUUUGGGAUCGAGUGUUCGGCACCGAGCUUGAGACUCCUACGCCAAAGCCCGUGAAGACUCAGUAA
Messenger RNA from Aspergillus clavatus NRRL 1, 1134 nucleotides. RefSeq names its product fatty acid alpha-hydroxylase. The record is from RefSeq and is a predicted model, not a curated record. NCBI's taxonomy places the organism in Eukaryota, Fungi, Ascomycota, Eurotiomycetes, Eurotiales, Aspergillaceae. Gene Ontology annotation, cellular component: endoplasmic reticulum; membrane. The transcript is spliced from 3 exons. Gene Ontology annotation, biological process: lipid biosynthetic process; fatty acid metabolic process. Gene Ontology annotation, molecular function: iron ion binding; heme binding; fatty acid 2-hydroxylase activity. The coding region runs from base 1 to 1134 and encodes 377 amino acids.